This is a messenger RNA of Tricharina praecox, 1157 nucleotides long. RefSeq lists its product as uncharacterized. The record is from RefSeq and is a predicted model, not a curated record. NCBI's taxonomy places the organism in Eukaryota, Fungi, Ascomycota, Pezizomycetes, Pezizales, Pyronemataceae. The transcript has a single exon. Bases 1 to 1134 code for a protein of 377 amino acids.
AUGGCCAGGACCGCUGCUAAAUACGACGACAACCACAACCACAACUACAACCUCCGCAAUACUACCCGCUCUCGCUCUCGCUACCAUGAAAACCUCCAGAUACCAGUAACAGCAAACAUCCCGUCGUCCUCCAACACCAUCCAGAUGCCUCAGACCAUAUUGGGCACGACGACGGUGGUAGAGGCUUCCUCCCAGGUUGGUCUCCUCGUCAGCGACCCAGCCCAGCCACCCAUCGCACACCUACAGCCCAAGCGCCCACCCACCGAUGGGGAGUGGAAGAGCCCUCCGAAGGCGCCAAACAUCCCGUUCGGGGACCUCUUCCUCGAAUGUGGGAAUAAGCAUUACGGCUUCGAGUUCUACUCCUACUCCGAGUCCGCCGCAGCCGCCCCGAGGCCGAGCUCACCGUCCCCGCGAGCCCUCCUCGAAGCGGCAUACAACGCCAUCAACCCCCCGCUCACGGAUGCCCGGCUCGGCAUCCUGGACGAGAAGCUCCGGCUCCACCACAUGUACAACGACUGGCUCCCGAGCCGGGAGAUCACCGCGGACGACUACCACAACUUCACGUUCUUCCGCGCCCUGCACGACGUCUACAUCGCCAUCGCGUGGUACCGCGUGCUCGACGAGACCUCUGCCAUGUCCACGGACGAGCUCGAGGACCCCAACUCGGCCAGCAACCAGUUCGAGCGGCUCAUGGCAGCGUUCCUGCGCGGCCAGGACAUGAUGCGGGAGCACUGGGAGCAGUUCGACAGGGCGCACCCUCAGGAGCCCCGCAAGAGCUCGGAGCAGAUGUUCGUGCGGAUGAACUGGGCCGUCAUGUCGGCGCCCGGCGGCAAGAACUGGUCGACCUUUCUCUGGCCGCGGCUUGUGGUCACGCAUCUCAGCAAUCCGGCUAAGAAGUGGUGCGGCCGCCAGUUCAGGCAGUGCGUUAAGGACGCAAAGCUGCAUAUUCCGUGGGAGAUCUUUGUGGAGCGCUUCGAGAAGGGGUAUGAGUUCCAAUUUGCUGGAAGGGGAAAGAAGGAACUGUUUCCGAGAGAGGUGCACUGUUAUGGUGGGCUGGAGUCCAUCAGAGCUAGGGUCGAGGCGUGCUUGGAGGAGCCCGACGGCCGCGAUAUCAUCAUGAUCAACCUAGCCUAACGAACCCGGAAGACGAGUGAAGG